Molecule: messenger RNA, 8489 nt
Organism: Spirometra erinaceieuropaei
Lineage: Eukaryota; Metazoa; Platyhelminthes; Cestoda; Diphyllobothriidea; Diphyllobothriidae
Source: the annotation of a GenBank genome assembly
AUGAUCACGUUUAUCGCGGAUGAAUGUGUAAUUACUUUUAGUGGACUGGAAAUCGGGCGGGCAAAGACACUCAUUGGCGUCUUGCGCCAGGUGGUUUGUCAGUUGUGGUUAUUUUUACGGUCAUUUCUUGCUUUUUAAAUUUUCAAGUUUGAAUUUUAAGUUCUCAAGUUUCUCGCGGUGUGACUGCUGGUCAAAAUUCCAUUUUGCGAAGACGUUUGCAUAGUAUAUUGCAAGCGAAGCAGUGAUGCUUAAAUUACCCAGUACUACGUCAUAUAUGCGGCCCGAAGCAGGUCCUCUUUUCCUGCUGACCGCCGCAGGCGGCCAGCUGAUGGGUCAUAUAAUCGAAUAAGAGUGCAGCCAAUAUGGGAUCUGUAAUGUGCUAGUGUUUUCCCCCGAGGGUUGCUAAGUGUGAAAUAUAGCGUACACUGGGAUGCAGUGUCCGGGAGUGCGCUGCUGAGCACGUCAGUUCCUCUAUGGAACCCAUGCAUGUAAAAAGCAGGCGAGGCAGUCGUUCCGGAACAACCAAACAAUGCAUCCAGCCUCUGCAUCAGGGCGCUAAUUAAGAACUUUAGUUAUUGGUCGUUUCUCAUUUGCUGCACCUGACACCUCAUCAGCCAGCGCAUGCACGCCCUAGGGGACGCACCCUCUUGCCAUGAGGCAGUUUGGUGGCGUCGACAUUUGUGUCGACGGUUGGUGUUCGUCGGGUAGAAUAUUUCAUUUAGGUAAACGCAUGCCCAUGUGCGAGGGUGAAAUACCUCCAGGCAGAGAAGCACCGGAGUCACUGGCCUCUGCUGCGGAUUCUUAAAGGAGAAAUAAGUUAGACAUUUGUUAUCCCUACCGAUCAUGAUGACAGCUGCGACAUGGAUCCUGUAACCCAUAAUGUUGGAUCAGACUGGAAUUUGGUAGUCCGUUUAGGACGUUGGUUGUCAUUGGUAAAUUCGUCGUUAACCAUAAUAAUCUGCAGACCAAGAGAAUAUGCAGGGGUUAGGUUAAUUAAAAGUAUGUAAGCACGGUCUCCCUGCGCACUCAACGAAUCAAUAGCUGGGGGACUGUUAAUUUGUAGAACUCAUGGACAGCGACCAGCUAACGGCGAGAGGUAACGGUUAUGCGACGGUAUGAGCGAAAGUUACCGUCCGACGCAGUCGUUAAAUGUCUAAAAACUCGGUUGUCGAUGGUGAACCGCACUUACAGUCACUGUCACCAGUCAUCGGUAUCGCAACGUCCCCGGCGGGGUAACUUAUGAUAUUGCGGAUAUAAAAUAACUUACUAUCCACUGUGACUGAAUCCCCAGAGGAAUUCAUACCGAUAAAAACUUACUUCGCAUAGACUUAAAUUGCGUAGACGGUCCACCCGUUGGGAGUUGUGGACCGUCGCAGUGUCCAGUCGGAUGGACCGCCUAUGUCGUGCUGCUAUGACUACGACGGCUUCCAAGACAUACGUUUCGAUUUUUCAGAAUAACUUUCGAAAUGAGAGGAAGAGAAACUAUUGAGCGGACAUCUUGUCAAGUCACAUGAAAUCUAAACCGACUCAGUCGGUUAUCUCCAGUCGUGUAUGAAUUCACGUGCACUUGUGGAUGCAAGUACAUUGAACGAUUGCCCCCAAAUUGGGACACGCGGUAGAUGCGCCGAAGCAGGUAGGCUUUAUCUAGAAUGCAAACCCAUAACGAAUAUCAGUACUCGGGGCAGUGGCAGGCCCAUUUGCAGUCUCACGCCGCGCCAUUCGGGAUCCGAGUCGCCCCACAUACUUGUUGUUUAGAAUCCUGGUUAUCAUAUGUUGUGGACCAGGGAGUGUGGUGGUACGUCUAGGUGUCAGUUUACGCUGUGUUAGCCACCUGCGGCCCCUCUCGCCUCCGGUCUUCAUGACUCCGUCUUGACACGGGGUCCAGGUGGGGAAGCGGAGAGAGUGCUGUAGGUGCUGCGUAAGUCUACUAUCACUAUGAAUAAAACCUCGCGGAAGUCACUGUCCCACCAUGCCGUGGAGCACACAGCGUAUCUCGUCGGAUACGACAGUCGAUGUUGAUUUAACUCAAACACAGUUAGUCGAUAGGCCAGUUGAGCAUAUGUCCGGGUGGCUCUCCGCUCGUGUGCCACUUGUACUAAUUCAUCCGGUACCAUAUUGCUGAUUCACCAUGUAAUGACUGCCUGACCUUCAAUGCAGUCCGUCGACAGCGGGCGCGCAUGCAAGGUUGAGCCAUUUGGCACCCGAGGCCACAGACCGAAAACCUGGGGGAGCGCUAUGUGCUCCAAGUAUACGCAUCGCAUGAUCGAAACCUCCUAGGUAGCCAGGAUAAAGAGCGCGGUUGAGCGGUUCGGCGCCUGACAAAUCCUGUAGUCUUUCUUUAAAGAUCGGAUCGGCGCAAUUAACUCAGGGAAUGAACACGAUCUACUAGGAUGUCAUUUUGGCUUUUGGGCCGUGGCGGCUGGUGAAGACGAUAGAUAAAUCUCGUAAUGCUCGUUGCAUUUAAGUAAUACCGAUAGAGUUGCCGUCGUGGGGGCAGCUGACAUCGGCAAUACUGUUCAUGCUCGCAACGUAUUCCUCGCAAAUUGAGUGCAAAAUGUGUUUGACGUGCACUUUGUCAGUCACGUUGUCCACAAUCUGUUUCUUGUAAACAUUAUCCUCAUGGCUUUCGUUGGCUAGAUUACGCAUUGCUCAUGUCUGCGGAUCUCAUUGGAGGACGAAGCAAUGUAAUCGCAUGAUGCUGCGAAUUUGACAAGCCGAAAAACGGGAUAGGGCAAAACCUUCAAACCAGGGAAGUAGAAAUCUUCAUGCACCUUGCACAAGGCGUCCAACCACAGUUAUUUCCGUCUUCCUCUUGUCUCUGCCAUUUGCACUUCCACUUUCACACGUUAGCAGUUCCAUUUUGCUAUUUUCUUUUCCCAGGUACCUAAUUCCUUCCACAGCAACUUUUUAUGCGAAAAUAGUGGAAAAUUAGUCAAUUUUACAUUUCCUCAUUUUUCGCUCGGUCUUGUUAACUGCCUUUCAAGUCAAAACUAUGUUUUUCUCCCAGCCAGCCAUAUAGCUCCGCCGGCAGACUUCACUAUGUCGGCACGGAAAUUCAUCGACAUUGGUGCGAAUCUGACCGACUUAAUGUUCUCUGGCAUAUAUAACGGUUCUCAAAAACAUACGGGUGAUCUCAGGGAGGUUCUUUUGCGGGCUUAUAACGCAGGCCUGGAGAAGAUCAUUGUAACCUGUGGUUAGCGCUUCGCCCUUUUCGAUAUUCCUUUUACUUGUCUGAUUUCAGGUUGCUUGGAGGACUUAGUCGUCGCCAAGUCGCUCUGUGCCUCUGAUGAGCACCUUUUCUUUACUGCGGGCAUUCAUCCGACACGUUGUCAGGACUUCGCGAAGGACCCCACUGCCUGCUAUGACCAGCUGAAGAGCUGUAUCAAAGACAACCCCGACAGGGUUGUAGCUGUUGGUGAAUGUGGUCUGGAUUAUGAUCGGUACUGAUCCCAUUCUUACCGUUCGUCUAGUAUGACAUUCGAGAGAACACUUCUGUCCCGCUGACGUGCAGAGAACGUACUUUGAGAAACAGCUGCACUUGGCACACACCACCGGCUUGCCCCUCUUCCUGCACUGUCGACGCGCUCACACAGACCUGCUGGACAUCCUGCGGAAGCAUAUUUCCGAGUUUGGACCUGUGACCGGAGUAGUGCAUACAUUUGAUGGAACUGCCGAGCAGGCCUCUGACUUCAUCAAUCUUGGACUGUACGUUGGUUUCAAUGGGUGCAGCUUGAAGCUGCCUGAGAAUUUGAAGGUAAACUAUUGUUACUUUGUUACCCCAAAUUUGUGGUAGGCGGCAACUAGGCGAAGUACGUUCUCCUAAGUACAUUACGUAUGCUAUCUCAUGAAAUGUAAACCGAAAUUAUGAAGUGCUUCAUCGUUUACAAAAGAUAACCUAAGCAGGGUUGUAAGUUAGGGAUCGUGCGGUAGACUCUCAUGAUAUUUCAGUCACGUGAGAGUGCCAGCUUUUGAACGAGCAUCUUUCCGACCGUCUGCAAAAAUACACUGUAAAAGUAACUACUCGAGUAGUAUGCAUUUUUCCUCAUUGAUUUUUGAUGAACUUUUAUAUUUAAUUUUAUUAUGUGGAAAACAUGCACAAAAUGUCGGUUUUUUGCCCAUCCGAUAGAAAAUUACGUAUUCUUCAGAUUAUGUUUGAAGGAAAAGCAUAUUUUGGUUUUAAUGAAGUUAGCAUGAGAUUUUUAAGACCGUGAAACGUCCAUUUAUGAAAUAACGUUGUGUGUAAAUUAUACAAUAUGGUCCAAAUCCACUGCAAGAUUUUAUUAAUUUCACCCGGCAUCUUCUUAGUAACGCAUGAAAAUGUGUUAUAUUGAGUGACCAAUCUCAUAAAAUGUUGACCGAAUUUCUGAAAUGCGUUUUCGACUAGGAAGGAUUACAUGGGUUGGGUUGUAGUAUUGAUUAUCACGCGACAUAAUUCUAUAAUAUUUCGAACUCGCCAGAAUGUUGGCUUUUGAAAGCACAUUUACCUAUAGAAAGUGCACCCGACAAAAAAUAACUGCUUAAGUGGUAUGCAUUUUUAUACCGAUUUUCGAUAGUCUUGUAAAUUCAAAUAUAUUUUAUAGAAAGAAUGCGCAAAAUAUGCUUCCUUCUACUCGUUUGGUAGCAAAUCAGGUUGUCUUCACAUUUUGAACCCGAGGUACGUUUCAUUAAAUACAGCGGAUGUCAAUCGAAAUCCAAAAACGCGUUCUCGUCUCCAAAAGAUAACCCAAGCAGGGUUGUAGUGUUGAUGAUCGUGCGGCGAAAUCCCAAGAUAUUUCAGUCGCGUGUAGAUGCCGGCCUUUGAACGAGCAUCCUUCCGACCGUCUGCAAAAAGUACUUUGAGAAUAACAACUCGAGUAAUAUGAAUUUUUCUCGUUGAAUUUGGAUGCCCUCAUAAAUUCAACUAUAUUUUCUAGAAAACAUACAGAGAAAUAUCCGUUCUUCCACGCAUUUGGUAGCAAAUUACUUCUUUAAAUUUUAUACGUGGAAAAAGAGUAUCUUUCUGCUUUAAAAAGUUUCUAAUGGUAGGCUUUUUAAGACCGUACAAUGACUAUUCGUAAAAAAUCGUAUCUCUAAAUUUAUUAAAGCAUGCAAUAAAGGUGAAUACACUGCAAGGCCGUAUGAAUUCCAUAUGGUAUCUACUCAAUAGCCUAUAGGAAUGUACGAUUUUCCUAGCACGAAGAAUGCAUAGUUUGUAGUCCUGAAACUCUGAAUGCAAGUGAAAAGUCAAGUUGGGCUUAAAAUUAUUCUGAAUCAGAGAGUUUUCAAUAUCGAAUUAUACUUUUAAAUCAUGUAUAAAAUUAAGGGAGACGUAAUUUGCUACCAAAUGGGUAAAAGGAAGAAUAUUUUUGGCAUGUUUUCCAGAAAAUAUAUUUCAGUUUAUGAGGACGUCAAAAAUCAAUGUGAAAAAUGCGUCCCACUCAGUCAGUUAUUUUUUGCAGUGUGGUUUUUACAGACGAUCGGUAAGGAAGUCCGUUCAAAAGCCGGCAUCCUGACAUGACUGAAAUAUCUUGCAAUCCUGCUGCACGAUCAUUAAUAUUACAGGCCUACUUUCGAAUCGAAAACACAUUUCAGAAUUUCCGUCAACAUUUCAUGAGAUAGCACACCAACUGUAAGUUUCCAGCCGAUAUGAUAUCUGCAACCCACUCGAUGCUCUCGGGAAUGAAACAGCGUCUUGCAUAACCAAAAUGCCCGCAUAAUGCCAGCACUAAGAGGGUCGGAUUUAGAAUACAGCCUUAUCUGGCAUCCACGCCCUCUCCCUGUGCCCAAAACGGGAAAAUCCCAUUUAUGCCAUGCCCGUUUGUCCCAAAACUAAUAUCCUACGCCACGUGUGAGUUAUCAAGGUAUUUAUCUAUUAGGUUUUUAGUUAAUAGCUCCUCGUCCUCCGCACUCGGCAGUGAGUAUCUCCACCAGCUCGCGUCUUUAGCUUGAGUGGUGGGUGAAGUGCUGUAUUGGGCGGUGCUCGGAAAUGCUCAACGAAUCCACGUCGGGGAAUGCUGCAGUAAUGUUGUUGGGUCUUUUCUUGUCGACAACUGCCGCUUAUCAGCGUCCAGGUACCCGUCUAGCAGGCGGGACAUGCCUCGAUCCAAAAUGGGAGCCUUAGUUUAGAGCCCCCUCCCCCUCCAACGGAUGACAUACGCGAACAUCUAACAGGCUUACACAAACGCCCCAACUGUCAUUCGUCUUAACGGUAGACUUCGUUUUCUAAUUCUCCAAAAGGGCAAACAACAGCCGACGAGCGUUUUCUAUCAUUUUCAACUAGUGCGAUAACGAGGUGGCGGUUGGUUUUGCAAACCUAAAAUUAGCAUUGUCAGACUAUAGACACGAAUGAAACAGGUGUUUUGGCUAGGCACUUUCGGGCCAGUUGUAUUUAUUCCUACCUACGGACCAAGCCGUUCUAAUAGAUAACUCGGGCAGAGAGCCCCAAUGUUUAACGCUGCUACCUAACCUCCUCGGCGGUAGUGUUUAAAAAUGCAGGCUUCCCACAGGUCCCUCUGUGCGCCAUCUCAUUAACCCCUCUCUCUGCGUUGAGGUGGUGGGCGUACAGUUUCACAUGUCGGCGACUGGUCGGAUUUUCUGCCGAGCCGUCUUGUUUUCGGCUCGCCUGAGUACUUGUGCACCACCAAAAGCUGAUCGACGAUCGUCCUCAAGUUGACGCACGACGGCGCUUGAGUUCACGUUUUCCCGUCUCACUACCAGCUCUUACUCCUGCUUUCGUGUUGUCAGACCCUUGUUGCUCCUUCCGAAAAAAAACCUGCCGGACACCUGCGGUCACUAAUGCGGUAGACCACUGCAUGUUGACUUUUGUUAGCCGUUCCUUGAGCUGCUUCAGUUGGUGGCGAGCCGUUGUCUGUAGUCAGUCAAGUUUAUCGGCCUUAUCAAGCGUCAGAGGCUUCUAGGCCUCCUGGUGUGUACCAAAGGCACGAAAUACCCAGGAUAUGGCUGUCGACCCUGUCUUCGAUAGAAGGGUAUUCGUUGGAAAUUAAGACCCCGGGAAUACCUCCGACCCCGCAACUUUUAAUAAUUUAUACUGCAAUCUUCGUUAAUCCGUCGAAAAGUCAUCCGUGCGCAGCUGCGGUUUUUUGUUAGAUGAUUGUUGUCCUAGUGGAGCGUUUUGCAGCAUUUGUUGUCUUCCGAUAGAUUCCAAGUGCGAGGGCUUCGCCUUAAUUCUUUGAAAUUAGGAUGUCCUGUAACGAGAUUUGUCCAUGUGGAAACGAAUGCAGUCAUUCUUAUAGAGAUGACGGCACAAUAGACGCGUAUUGACGCAGACUUCGACCAACCGUAGAAUCCUUUGUUGGACACUGUCAAUUAACUAAUUAUUUUUGCACACCACCCAUAGCCAGACGACCACCUGGGGGUGGGAGGGGACUGUCUUGAACAUUUACGCAAUAAAAGUUAUUUUCCCCCGGCAAAUUUCGUCCGAGUGCGUUGCCUCUAGAAAUUCACGGUCUUCCUUUAUUGGGCAGGCGCCGGCAGAUUUGUGCCCAGUGCCCAUGGACACUUUGGACAUAUGGCCUCCUCUCUUCACCGCUAGCUGGUGUUCACGUAUACGCGCGGAGGCAGACUUUCUAGUUUCACCACAAUAGACAGCAUCACGAAUGACAAAUAGGACCUAGUAGCUAGCACUCAUUCUACCAAGGUAGCCAACCCUGUCCUUCAGUUGUACAAGCUGUGUGCGUAAGUUAGUUGGUGAUCGGUGUAUUAUCUGUAUCUUAAUUUUUCUUCAGGUGUCUUUCGACAAGGUCAGAUAAUUUUUCACCUAUGAAACAUGAGCGUAGCAUUGAAAAUGCCUUUCUCUCUCACACUUGAUGUUUUAUGCAUUGAAGCAUAAAGUCAACGGUGUACUUGCUUGAGGCAAUAAUUGGAAAAGGUAUCUAAUUCUGCUCGAGUUAGCAGGCUGUAAGUACAAGUCCGUUUGUGAGUUAAAAGGCGAGAUCACACCACUUGAUACCAUUAUCUCGUCGGGUUGCAACUUUGCUUCUUUAGAAUUUGUCUGUGAACUCAUGUAGACCUUCAGUGUGAGCACUGGAUAUCGCCUAAGUAGCAGCUGGCUGUUAGACAUGACUUUUUUGACAUCGCACUCCAAGCCUCUGUCUAAGCAGUCGAUUGUCGUUGAAGGUAACAACCGCUCAAGUCUCUCCGCUUCUCUUUGGUAUUUUUUCUAGGUAGUCUCGGAGGUGCCGGUUGAACGCAUUCUUCUGGAAACCGACGCACCAUGGUGCGACAUCCGGCCGACUCACGCAGGUAAUUCCUCAUCCUUGACUUCUCACUACUGUUGCUGCCUUGCAGGUUACCAGUACGUGAAGACAAAGUUUGAACGGAAGAAGCCAAACAAAUGGGACGCCAAAUGCAUGGUUGCGGGCCGGAAUGAGCCAGCCAAUAUUGUACAGGUGCUGGAGGUCGUGGCUGCCGUUCAUGGCAUCUCCGAGGAUGAGCUGGCCGAGACGGUCUACCAGAACACACUCACUGCCUUUCCGCGUCUGGCACACUAG